Carica papaya (papaya) is the source of this 846-nucleotide messenger RNA. RefSeq names its product SKP1-like protein 1B. NCBI's taxonomy places the organism in Eukaryota, Viridiplantae, Streptophyta, Magnoliopsida, Brassicales, Caricaceae. The record is from RefSeq and is a predicted model, not a curated record. Gene Ontology annotation, biological process: ubiquitin-dependent protein catabolic process.
UAGCACAUAAUACAAAGACCCAGUGUGUGAGAGAGAAAAUCGAUACCGAUUAACCGCUAGGGUUUGUUUUCGGAAAGGAACAAAUUCGCCGAAAGCGAUGGCUUCGACCAGGAAGAUCGUGUUGAAGAGCUCCGAUGGAGAGGCUUUCGAGGUUGAUGAAGCGGUGGCGCUCGAAUCGCAGACGAUUAAGCACAUGAUAGAGGAUGAUUGCGCCGAUAACGGCAUCCCUUUGCCCAACGUGACCAGCAAGAUCCUCUCCAAGGUGGUCGAGUACUGCAAGAAACACGUCGAGUCCCCCAAGGCCGACGACCGCACCGCAGACGAGGAGCUCAAGAACUGGGACGCCGAUUUUGUCAAAGUUGACCAGGCCACCCUCUUCGAUCUAAUUCUCGCAGCGAACUAUUUGAACAUCAAGGGUUUGCUUGACCUUACCUGCCAGACAGUUGCAGACAUGAUCAAGGGAAAGACACCUGAAGAGAUCCGCAAGACUUUUAACAUCAAGAAUGACUUCACACCAGAGGAGGAGGAAGAGGUUCGUCGUGAGAAUCAGUGGGCUUUUGAGUGAAGAACCUGUUGAGAUGUAUUGUUAAGUUGAUAAGAUGUAAUUGACUUAAGUUGUUUUAGUAUUAUUAUCAUUAUUAUUAGUUGAGUAGUUAUGUUUUUAUAUUGUAGCUGUAGGGAAUUGGUCUCCCAUGUUUGGACUUAUGAAAUGUAAAUCACAGUUGCAUUUUGGGUAGGAUGGAUAGCAGUUUGAACAGCUUUAAGCCUGCUAUCGGUGCCCUUAACUGUUUUAUUAAUUUGGUGAUAUAAGCCCUUGUUUGCCUAAAUCCACUUGUCUGUUGCUCA